AUGAGCCCUGAGGAAAUCUUUUGCACAGUGAAGACUGAAGAUCACUACAUCCCCUGGACACAGAAUCGGCUGAGUGCAAAACUAAAGUAUUUUCCAACUCCUGAAAAAAACAUCAUCAUCACCAUCAACAACAACAACAACAACAAAAACGGGGCUUUCCCGAGCGACCCUGAGAUAUCCGGAGAAGAUAAUCUGACAGUGGGUGUAAAGCAGACGGUCACCUGUACGGCUCGGAACCUAUACCCUGAUGAGGUGUCAGUCGAGUGGGUGCACGGAAACAUGAGCGUUGAAGGCCGCAACUUCAUACAAAAAGAGCAGGCAGGAACAUCGACAGUCUCUUCCAAAUACAUAUUUACUCCCACUGCUCUGGACAACGGAGGAAACAUUACUUACUACCUCAGGAAUAUAAUUAUAUCGGGGGAACAAAAUUUGACGAUUGGAAAGACACUGUCCCUAACCUGCAACUCAGAUGGAAACCCACUUCCUGUCCCAGUGUGGACAAAAGCUGGGAAGGUUUUAGACAGCACCAAUAUAAGCACAAUUGUUAUUACGAACAUCACCUGGUCUCAUGCAGGUCAAUAUGACUGUGAGGCAAACAACACUGCUGGGAGUGUGAAAUCCAGUGUAACAGUGAUCAUUCAAGGCCCUCCCGGUGGUACACAAGUGAGCGUCUCCCCGUCUGCGGAGAUGCUGAGUGGCCAGAAUGUGACCAUCAGCUGCACAGCUCUCAGCUUUCCACCUGCCACCUUCACCUUGUUCAGGCAGGGCCACAGACAACCGCUGCAGUCUGGAGAUGGCACGUUCCACCUGCUUCACCUCACACAUGAGGACACAGGGCUCUACCUGAUCAACAUCACCAACCACUUGGGCUAUGUCAUGGAGACAUUCCAGCUAAGCGUUGCAAGCUCACCUGUCCUGCCUGCAGCUGUCCUUCCUACAGUGGGUUCAGCAUCACUUUUGACUGCUUUGGUACUGCUGCUUCGGUUUUUGAGAUCAAGAAAACAUUCAAAUGACAUCGGCAAUGGCAUGGUGGACAUAGUGGAGAAUGCACUGUGAUCAAGUCGUAUGGAGUUGUAUGGGAUGAUACAACACAUAAUACAGUGCUCCAUUAGUGGAAUGACUGCUGACACUUUCUGGAAUAAUUAAGGUGACUUGUUUUAUUUUCUCAUAGCCAGCAUUGCUACAGGAUUCCCUGAUACUACUCUUGGUUUUGUCGUGGAGUCAAUACUCCAGGCCAAGAUUCCAAGCAGGUGGUUUAGUGGCAGAUCUAGGUAAGAUAACCCAGCGAUAGUUGUAAACCUGAUAAUAGAAUAGCCCAAGGGCUUCAAUCUCUAAACUUAACAAAGCCAAAGGGCUGUUUUAUUAGGAGGUUACCACUUCCGCUGAAUUUACUUACCCAGGUUUGUUAUUUAACCACCUACUGAAAUACACCCCUGAUUUACAUCAAAGGCUUUUUACAACAAAUUGCAGUGUGAAGUGGAUUGGUUGGGGCUAGAUAUGGGUCUUCAAAGAUGGCAUUGCCAUUCUUCUCUGGAUUCAAAUUAACGAUAAAGAUAUAUUCUAGAGAUUA
Messenger RNA from Alosa alosa (allis shad), 1570 nucleotides. It is a transcript of the gene vcam1a, whose product is annotated as vascular cell adhesion molecule 1a. NCBI's taxonomy places the organism in Eukaryota, Metazoa, Chordata, Actinopteri, Clupeiformes, Clupeidae. The transcript is spliced from 5 exons. The record is from RefSeq and is a predicted model, not a curated record. Bases 1 to 1056 code for a protein of 351 amino acids.